This is a messenger RNA of Bursaphelenchus okinawaensis, 3295 nucleotides long. Lineage: Eukaryota; Metazoa; Nematoda; Chromadorea; Rhabditida; Aphelenchoididae. The record is from the annotation of a GenBank genome assembly.
AUGAUUCGACGUAAAAUUGGUCGGUAUUUACCAAAGAAACAAUUGAUAUUUUUAUUUUAUUGUUUUUUUCUUCUGACGUUGCUGUUUAUUUACAAAGUGAUUGUAAAGGAACAUGAUGAUAACAACAAUAAUGUCGCGCAACCUUUUACUUUAUACGGUAAGUUCUUCGAGGUCCCUUUGUUUAUUUGAACUUGGAAGACAGUGACUCGAAAAGUAUGAGAUAGUUAAAAAAUGAAAUUUCAGAUGGUUUGGACCCAUUCCAAGCCUACAAGAAGAUAACCACCAAAAAAGAUUGGCACGACUAUGAAGCCAUGGAGAUGGACAAACGAAGAACAGGCCUUGGAGAACAUGGACAACCUAUAAUUUACAAUGACACCCCAGAUGAGGCUAAAAAGAGGGUAAGGUCUUUAUUAAAGUUUUUAUUGUAAAUAUUAUGUUAAAACUUUAUACCUAUUUGUUAUGUUGAUGAAUAUUUUAGAAAGAUCUGUAUCUUGUCAACGGUUACGAUGGCUAUGCCAGCGACUUGAUUGCCUUGGACAGGUCAGUAUAUGACAACCGGCAUCCUGGUUGUAAGAAAGUAAAUUACCUGAGUAAAUUGCCCACGGUUACAGUAAUCUUUCCCUUUCAUAAUGAGGCAAGUACGUUCAGUUUUUAACGAGAUAUUAUUUAUGCAGAAUUCUAAAAGUUUUUUGUUUUUUAUACUUAAGAAUAUAUAUUUUUGUUUCAGCACAACUCUACAUUGCUUCGGAGUAUUUACUCCAUUAUAAAUCGAUGUCCUAAAGAUGUUAUGAAAGAGAUUGUGUUGGUGGACGAUGCAAGCACUAAGCCUGAACUUAAAGAGUCAUUUGAAGAGUAUUUGAGGACUCACGGGUUAUCAGAUAUCGUGAAGAUCGUGCGAACACAGUAAGGCCUUUAAGAGAUAUUACUUCGGUUGAAGUGUAAGACAAUAUUAAAUUUGUUGUGUUUAAAAGACAUUGUUCUAAAUAUGUUGUCAUUAGCUGGUAUAACUUCAGAAAGCGUGAAGGUCUAAUCCGAGCACGACAGUUUGGAGCCAGAGCUGCGACUAAAGAGAUUCUGGUGUUUCUGGAUGCUCAUUCUGAAGCCAAUUACAAUUGGUUACCGCCAUUGAUUGAACCGAUAACUUUGGAUUACCGUACCGUGGUAUGUCCAUUUGUUGACAUAGUUGAUUGUGAUACAUAUCAGUACCGUAGCCAAGAUGAAGGAGCAAGAGGUACGGUUUGUUGCAAUUAUAUAUUAUAUUAUGAUAUACACUUCGCUAUUAUAUGCUUCUUUUAAAUGAUGUAUCUUAUUGUUGCUGACUAAAAUAUUUCAUCCUAGGAUCUUUCGACUGGAGUUUCAGUUACAAAAGACUGCCAGUCACAAAAGAGGACCAAAUGCAUCCAACAAGACCAUUUAACAGUCCAGUCAUGGCAGGGGGCUACUUCGCUAUUAGUGCUAAGUGGUUUUGGGAGUUGGGCGGGUACGAUGAAGGAUUGGACAUUUGGGGUGGGGAACAAUAUGAACUCAGUUUCAAGGUGAGUUAAUAAACAACAGUAAAUCUAACGUUACAUCUAUUGUAUGACUGCAUUUGAAAGCUGCAUGGCUAUGCCCAUAUUAUUUUGAGUAUUACCAAUCUUCAGACAUGGCAAUGCCACGGUAAGAUGGUCGAUGCACCCUGUUCUCGAGUUGGUCACAUUUACCGAUGCAAGUACAUUCCUUUCCCUAACCCGGGAGUGGGAGACUUUAUCUCUCGGAACUACAAGCGAGUGGCAGAAGUUUGGAUGGACGAAUACAAAGAGUUUCUCUACAAGCGACGGCCUGAGAUGAGAGACACGGAUCCGGGAGACUUGACAAAACAAAGGGCCAUCAGAGAGAGGUUACAGUGCAAAUCGUUCGACUGGUAUAUGAAGAAUGUGGCUUUCGAUCAGGACCUGUUUUAUCCCAAUGUUGAGCCUCCAGACAGUGCUAAUGGUAAACUUACAAAUUAAAUGAAGACAAUUUGACAUUACAUAAUCAUUAAAUGACUAAAAUUAAAUAGUUCUACAAAAUGGUGUUUUAUACAUAAGGUCAAUAGACUAAACAUACAUUUCAGGAUCAUUGAGGAACGUGGAGAUCAACAAAUGUGUGGACACGGACUUCCGGGAGCAGGGGAAGACGUUUGGACUAAGAAAGUGUAUGGAAGUCUCUACUUUCAUGCUGGGCGAGCAGGUACCUUUUUAAAUUAAAAAAAUAAUGUUUAAAAAAGAAAUAACAAUUUUACAGCCGUUGUCAAAAAACAGGCAACCUAUUUUUUUCAAGCGUAACUUUUUUUAAAAGGAUGUUAAAAACAAAAAAUUUUUUGUGAUUUUAGAUUGGUCUAUUAUACAACAAGCGCACAAAUAAUAAUUUUUAAAUUUGUUAAUUUCGAAAAGUUACAGUAAUUCUACCGUACCCCUGUUUUUCAACUUUGUGUCUAAAUUUUUUUUUCAAAAAUUGGAGAUAUACGUUUUGUAGAGCAUAAAAAGUUGUACAUAUUUUGUAAGUUGGACCACUUCACCUUAUCUAGUCAACGAGCUACGAUUUUUUUAAAUUUGAAAAAAAGAUUGAAAAACAAGAAAAGUUCGAUUCCGCUUGAAAAAUGGCCGUUUUUUGGAUUUUUAAAAAAUCGUUACUCGGUUAGUAAAAGAGACGAAGUAAUGAAACUUACAGAAUAUGUACAACUUUUUAUGCUCUACAAAACGUAUAUCUCCAAUUUUUGAAAAAAAAAUUUUAGACACAAAGUUGAAAAACAGGGGGUACGGUAGAAUUACUGUAACUUUUCGAAAUUAACAAAUUUAAAAAUUAUUGUUGGUGCGCUUUUUUUAUAAUAGACCAACCUAAAAUCACAAAAAAAUUUUUUUGUUUCUAGCGUCCUUUUAAAAAAAAGUUAUGCUUGAAAAAAAUAGGUUGCCUGUUUUUUGACAACGGCUUUAUAUCUAAAAUCUCAAAAAUGAACUUUCAGAAGCUUCGAAUGGCUUUCCAACUUGACAUAAAAGUAAAAAACGACAAAAACUUGUGUUUCGACGUCUCCCAGUACACAGAACGAGCACCAGUACUACUAUUUGGAUGUCACGGUACCAAAGGGAAUCAGAUGUUCAGGUACUUGAUAACAUCGCGACAGAUAUAUCACCCUCUGGCUAAUAUGUGUUUGGAUGCUGAUCCUCGGACUGAUCAAGUUUUUAUGAGUAAAUGUGUCAAGACUAAACGAACACAGCAAUGGAGAUGGUCGUAUCUCGACAAGGAGUUGAUGGAGAAGAGGAACCAGAUACCAAUGUAA